CAGAACGGAGUAACGCUGCAGCCACCGAGGGACGAGUCUGGCGAUCAUUUUAACGUCCACCGCAGGUUUUCGUACAUUUUGAGAUUCGCAUGCAUUGCAUUUUUUAUCUUCUAAUCAAAUGUUUAUUUAAAGUUCGCGUCUGAAGUGUGCUAACGUGAGUUUUGAUUUAAAUUCAGAAGUGUAUGGAGCAAGCUAGCUUCCAGGGCUAAACUAACGUCGGUUGUGGUGGGGUUAACAAUAGUUUGACCCUUGCAGCUACUAUCGAUAACUCGACUGCUGAACGCUUUUGAACGUUUCUUUUUAAAGACGCCGAAGAGUACUUUAAUCCAAAAUGAGUGCUGGUAUCGCAAAGCCGGCGAAUCCGUCGGCACAUGUCGACCCGAAAUCGGCACCUCUUAAAGAAAUCCCAGAUAUUCUGGUUGACCCACGCACCAUGAGAAGAUACACGAGGGGAAGAUUCCUCGGAAAAGGUGGUUUCGCGAAAUGCUACGAAAUCACAGAUGUGGAGACGAAGCAGGUUUUCGCUGGCAAAAUAGUGCCCAAGUCCCUGAUCCUGAAGCAGCACCAGAGGGAGAAGAUGACCUCGGAAAUCGCCAUUCACAAGAGUCUGAACCACCCGAACAUCGUGGGCUUCCACGGCUUUUUCGAGGACGAGGACUUUGUCUUUGUUGUCCUGGAAAUCUGCAGGAGAAGGUCCCUACUGGAGCUGCACAAGCGCCGUAAGGCUGUCACUGAGCCCGAAGCCCGCUACUACAUGACCCAGCUGCUCAAGGGUGUCCACUACCUGCACAACAACAGGGUCAUCCACAGAGACCUGAAGCUGGGCAACAUCUUCCUCAAUGAUGACAUGGACGUCAAGAUAGGUGACUUUGGCUUAGCCACUAAGAUUGAGUUUGAUGGCGAGCGGAAGAAGACCUUGUGCGGAACGCCCAACUACAUCGCACCUGAAGUGCUUUGUAAGAAAGGCCACAGCUAUGAAGUAGAUGUCUGGUCACUUGGAUGUAUAUUGUACACUUUGUUGGUUGGUAAGCCCCCAUUCGAGACCUCCUGUCUGAAGGAGACCUACAACCGCAUCAAGAAGAACAACUACACCAUCCCCUGGCACAUCAACCCAGCUGCGUCCUCGCUCAUCAAGAGGAUGCUGCAUGCUGAUCCCGCCCAGAGGCCCACCAUUACUGAACUGCAAGCGGACGAAUUCUUCACAUCCGGAUACAUCCCCUUACGUCUGCCCACUACUUGUCUCACUGUGCCCCCACGCUUCUCUAUCGCCCCCUCCACGGCCACAGAGCUCAGCCAGAGACGCCCCCUGACUGCGAUAAACAACAAAGCAGGGACAGAGAAAUUGGAGUUGAAGGACGAGCCUUUGCCAAGGGAGGUUGAACCAUCAGAAAACCACCUGAAGGACAUGUUGCAGCAGCUUAACAGUAUCAUCGCCGCCAAGCCCUCUGAGAAGGCAGUCAUUCGCCAAGAGGAGGCAGAGGAUCCUGCAUGUGUCCCCAUCUUCUGGAUCAGCAAAUGGGUCGACUACUCUGAUAAAUAUGGAUUGGGCUACCAGCUCUGUGACAACAGUGUGGGUGUUCUGUUCAACGAUUACACUCGUCUGAUCAUGUACGCUGACGGAGACAGUCUGCAGUACAUCGACAAGACGGCGGCUGAAUCCUACCUGAGCGUGCGCUCUUUCCCUGCCUCCCUCAACAAGAAGAUAACAUUGCUGAAAUACUUCCGCAAUUACAUGAGUGAGCACCUGCUGAAGGCCGGCGCCAACAUGGCGCGGCGGGAAGGAGAUGAGCUGGCUCGGCUGCCUUACCUCUCCUUGUGGUUCAGAACAAAGAGUGCCAUCGUCCUGCACCUCACCAACGGCACCGUUCAGAUCAACUUCUUCCAGGAUCACACGAAGCUGAUCCUGUGUCCGCUGAUGGCUGCAGUGACCUACAUCGAUGAGAAGCGAGACUUCCGCACCUACAAGCUUUCUCUGCUGGAGGAGUUUGGCUGCUGUAAGGAGCUGGCCAGCCGCAUCCGCUACGCCAAGCUCAUGGUGGAGAAACUGUUGGACAACAAGACUUCCACUGCUGCACAUUAGUCCACCUUUUCCCAGGUCUUUAGGCACCAUCUGUCUUUAAUCACGGCCACUUCUCCCUGUCUGCAACUCUCGCAGGACGGGACGCACCUUUAAAAUCCAGCGUAUUUUAUUGAAGGGUCACAGUGUAAAUGUUUAAUCCCAGCUUUGAUUUGUACCAUGAAAAUUAGUCCUUUUUAUAUGUUGUACAAACUGAAUUUGAGUGUGCCAGCCACUUUUUUCUGCUGUUAAUAGAAACUCACUCCGGCUUUUAUUUCAACCUUCUAAAUGAAGCUUACCUUUGACAGACACGUUCCUGCUGACAUGUUUGACCGUUCAAAUUAGUUGAGGAAGAAAAGACGAGUCUCUCCUUUGUGCAUAUUUAUCAUUUUGAAGUUGGAACGAUCUUUCAUGGUUCUCUCUGCCUCUUUGUUUGCAUUCGUUUAUGCAUCAAUGAUGCUUUUAAAUCUAAAGCUGACUGGUCAAAAUGUGUGCUGAGAGCUGUCUGUGUGUGGAAAGAAACUUCUCUGGUCUGCUUCUCUAAGUUUGUCUGUUUUAUCUGUGUUGUAUGUAGAGAAAUGGACCGUGUUAAUAAAUUUUCAUCAUGUACAUUCUUCCUGUAGUUGCUUUUUACUCUUUUUAGAAGUCUGUUUUAGAUGUUGUUGUCAACAAGAUGUACAAACUUGUACAUAAUGCUGAAUAUGCAUACAUGUUGGAAAGAUGGUUUAAUUUUAACCGAGUUUAAAUAAAGACUCUUGAUCAACACAAA
Stegastes partitus (bicolor damselfish) is the source of this 2825-nucleotide messenger RNA. RefSeq names its product polo-like kinase 1 (Drosophila) (gene plk1). The record is from RefSeq and is a predicted model, not a curated record. Lineage: Eukaryota; Metazoa; Chordata; Actinopteri; Pomacentridae. The transcript has 11 exons. Gene Ontology annotation, biological process: protein phosphorylation; mitotic spindle organization. Gene Ontology annotation, molecular function: protein binding; protein serine/threonine kinase activity; ATP binding. The coding region runs from base 332 to 2080 and encodes 582 amino acids. Gene Ontology annotation, cellular component: spindle pole; nucleus; kinetochore.